AUGAGCACUCAAGUUGAAAGUUCCCCCUCAAAUAAUAGUCAAUUACAACAAGAUACUAAAUCAGAAGAACAAAUGUCUAUUUACUCUGAUAAUUCACCAACUACACCAGCACCUUUUUGGUCUGAAGAAGAACAAUCAUUAUUAGAUGAAAAUAUUAAAAAAUUAGAAAUUACUGAAGAUAAUUUAAAAUCUAUUUUUCAAAUAUCAAUGCUUUUUCCAAAUAAAACUAUUCAACAAUUGACAAUGCGUGUUCAUUGGUUACAAAUAAAAGAAACAAUUUCUUGGGAAAAUUAUUGGAAAACUUUCCAAAGAAAAGAACAACAAACUCCUUUACAAUCUCCUAAAGAUUCUAAUCAUUCUUCUCCUCGUUAUAAAAUGGAAAAAUUAAGAAAUAGAAAAUCUUGUCAAUUUAUUCCUAAAAAAUUAUCUGAAGACCAACAACGUAGAAAAAGAAAAUCAGUUCCUAAUGGUUUAGAUGAUUCUUCUCCUAUUUCUUCACCUGAUCUCUUAAAAGUACAAUCUAAAUAUCAACCUCUUAAUCAUCAAAAUCAAACUGAUUCUACUCAAUCAGAUCCUUUAACACAAAUACCAGGAUUAAUUCAAUUUAAAGGACCAAUGAAUUUAAAACACAAUAGAGGUUCAGCUCGUUUUAUGCAAUUAUCUUCAUUACAAGAAAGAAAUGAAUUAAAUUCUUUUCAAUAUCAACAACAAUCUUCUAAUGAACAAAUAAAAAGAAGGCCUGGUAUUAUCAGUGUAAUGCAAACUAGUUCUCAACAAAAUAAUAUACCUUUUACUUCAAUUCAACAAUCUAAAAUUAUUAAUUCAUCCCAAAUACAACAACCAAUAAGAUCAAUUAAUCAAAAUCCAAUAACAACAACACAUAUGACUCGCCAUCAAUCAUUACCACAAACAUUACAACCACAAGGUCUUAUUAAUCAUUCAAUUCCUAUAAAUUCAUUACAACUUAAUGUAUGUAAUCAAUCACAAUAUAUUAUAAAUCAAAUAGAUAAUAUAUUAAAAGAAAAUGAAUCAAUAUUAAAAUAUAUUCAAGAAAGUAUUCAACUUAAUAUAGCUUUAGAUCCAAAUUAUAUUAAUGCUUUUAGUAAAAAUUUACAAUCAUUACUUUUUCUAACAGAUGAAUUAGCUAAACCAUCUUCUCUUCCAUUUUUAAAGUUAGUUCUUUCUAUUCCACCAUCACUUGCACAACAAAUAAAUCAAUUACAAACAGAUUCAUAUUUACAAUAA
Molecule: messenger RNA, 1245 nt
Organism: Entamoeba dispar SAW760
Lineage: Eukaryota; Evosea; Mastigamoebida; Endamoebidae
Exons: 2
Coding region: 1-1245 (414 amino acids)
Source: RefSeq, a predicted model, not a curated record